CCUAGUUGGUGUGAAUUGACGUGAGGCUGCCCGGAGAGUCUCUCCGGAGUCGGAGGCGAGUGCGAGUGGUCCUCCCUCGAUCCACCCAGGUGGUCGUCGAGACAGGUGCUCUUUCCCCCCGGGCGGGCGAAACUGUCAGGGAGACCAAGCUCGCCGUCAUUCAUGCGGGCUUCUGGACACAAUUAGUCGACGAUGACUUCGGUUUGGAAGCGACUCCAGCGUGUGGGAAAGAAGGCGUCCAAGUUUCACUUCGCUGCUUCAUUCCACCAACUUGUGCUGGAAAGCUCAAGUAAAUGGCAACCCGACAAACUGAGAGUGGUGUGGAUCAGAAGAAGCAGACGUCACAGCACGAAGCUCCACAGUUGGCAGCCUGGGAUUCAGAACCCCUACAGAGGUCUGGUCCUCUGGCAGGUGCCCGAGAGUUUGGACAUCACAGUUACACUCUUCAAGGAGCCAACCGCAGAGGAGUUUGAGGACAAAGAUUGGACUUUUGUCAUUGAAAAUGAGACAAAGGGACGAAAGAAGGUGUUGGCUUCGGCCGACAUCAAUAUGAAGAAGUACGCCAGCAUCACGCCGGCGCAGUACGACCUGACCCUCAAGUUGAAACCUCUUUCGGUGAAAGUGAAAGAAGCCACGCUCAAGCUCAAUUUGUCCUGCAUCUUCCUCAAGGAGGGAAAAGCCACCGAUGAGGACAUGCAGAGUUUGGCCAGUCUAAUGAGUUUCAAGCAGAGCGACAUCGGCAAUCUGGAUGAUUUUAACGACAGUGACGACGAAAUCGGGGAAGAAAGGAGGACGAGCUUUGGUUCUGGUCAAGCGACGCUCGCCACUGCCCUCGAGCCUUCCACGGCAAGAAUACACGACCUGGCGUGGAGGCCUGCAACCAAAUCUGUCCCAAAUUCAACCACAGAGAUAACUCGCAAAACGUCCUCGGGCGUUUGCGCUUCCAUCUCUGUUGCAUCACUUCCUGUUCUGCCCGAACCCCAUCACCCAUCCGUUCCGACGCCCGCCCAUCAGACCCAGCCUUCCCUCUAUGCCUACUCAUUUCCGGCCUUCACACAAGCUCACCCUCCGGCACUUCCCAAAAUUUUCCAGCCUCGUUCUGGAUCAGCUGCACGAAGCUUCCACAGCAAAUCCCCCCCUGAAGGAGGUGCUCAGUCCCUCCCCACCUUCACUUCUUCUAAAGCCCUUUGUCAUUCCCCUCCUGAUCCCUCUGCCGGCCCUUCCGCCUUAACGGGGAGUUCGCACGCAGCUCUGCUCAGCUCCCGCCCUCCUUUUCCGCCGCAUGUUGCCGCUCGCAGAAAUCCCCAAGCCGUGGAGGCCGGCUUGACGCUGACCAGUCCCACCAGUCUCCCCUCCGCCCCUGAGACAGCUUCCUGGCAGAGUGAAUGGAGGCCUCCUAAAUGCCAAGUCCCUCUCGCGCAGGCCGCCCUCUCUCCAAAUUUCUUACAUCCGUCCGUGGAUGAACCCGCACGGCCUUCUGUGGCGCACAAAAGAAAAAGAGUAGACGUGCCAUCUUCAUCCUGCCUGCCUGCGGGCCUUCCUUCCCAACACUCGGGGGCUUCCGGAUUUGCACCUUCCACUGUCACCGACACCCACUCGUGUCCCUCCAUCGCUCCUUUUUCUUCCCUUCCUCCUUCUCAGGGUCCUUUACCCCACAUUGGCUCCCAAAGUGGCCAAAGUGCAGAGAUCCAGAGGCAGUUGAGCACACUGAGCGAAGAGGAGCAGCAGUGUACAACUCCCACGAGUCCUGAUUCCAAAGUAGGUGCCUUCCAAGGCUUGGCAUCUGGUGCUGGAGGGCCAGCGUUUGGAGUCAAAGUUGUCAGGGCAUCAGCAGGACCUGAGAGUUUGGCCUCUCUUCUGCCCUUUAGCCCCAGAGCGCCCUCAGCUCAAGAUCUCGAGUAUUUUGAGAUGCCCAAAGCACAGAUGGAUCAUACGGAGUUAAGCCCCGCAAGGACGUCUCUUGUCAAACCACAAAGCCACUCGUCCAAAAUGUCCAUUCAGUUCGGCAGUCAAGUUGCCAAAGCGCAGCCAGCUCAGCCCUCGGCCCCGUUUUCGGUCGGUCCCCAACAUAUCUCCUCAAAUGUUCAGACCCAACCGUUGCAUUUUGCGCAAAUAACUACAGACACAACUAGCAACGGGCAGGUAGGAGGGGAGCAUAGAAAAGACGUUUUGAGAAAUGAGCCCAAGACGGCAUCAUUGACAACUAGUUUCACAGACGACACAUUGGACGACUAUACUGUCACGCCAGAGGUGAUUAAAAAAAUAUCAGAGGACUUUUCAGGAGAAAUUUCCAAAGGAAACAGUUCCGAAUGGAAGCGGAAAAUCAGCCCCGCUGGUUUAAUGUCCAGCGCUGAUGAGAACAUGCAGUGCAUUUCUUCAGGAAUCGACUCCCACUUUGGGUUCGUCUCAGGACAACAGCCAGCAAGCAACAUGUUACUACAAGUGGAAGCGAAUACCGUGUCUCCAGACAAAGUCGUAUGUGAAAAAAAUGGAAUUGCCGAGCUUCUGCCACAAAAUACCGAUAAAACUCACUUGUAUCCAGCCACGGCAGAACUUGGUCGACUGUGUUCCAAAGACCGUCCUCCCCAAAUUCGUCAGGAUUUACCAAGCCUAGAGCCACGUAUGACACACUUACAGUCAGCUUGUCCUCAACGUUCAAACGUUCCUGGCAUUCCAGCUCGUCAACAGUCAGACGUUGAUCCUGAUCUUACGAGUGCAACGUUCCAGUCGUUACGCGCUAAAAAAUUGCCCAUACCCGUUUAUUCAGACUUGCGUCGUGUCUGGCAACAAGCUGCUCUUGACAUGAAUUUGAGCAAACGGGUAUGGCUAACAUGUCCAAGGAACACAAGAGUUCUUGGGUUCCCCCCAACGCCUUUUAAGGAAGUUUCAUGUAAGGGCGGUCUUUUCCCUGCAUGGCCAGAUUGCUCAGUGAUCGCAGGCAUGCCAUCGAAACAAAGGAUUAGAGGGUCGAGCCAAGAAGACUACUGGCUGAAUUUGAGGAAUUCAUUUUCUGGAAAACGAAUGACACCUCAAUGUGUUCUGGUUCUGGACGGUUCCUAUGAGAAUGAGAGGCAUCGCAAAGCCAUGGUUAAUAUGCGCGCUUGUUGUCCGCAGAGAGCUCACACGUAUGGUUUGUCUUCCGCUCCAGGUCAAAAUGCAAACUUUUUGUAUACUUGCCCAAGAGUAAGCAACAUUUUCGGUUUCGCGUCUCAGGAUCCGGUUUGCGUUGCGAGUGACUUUUGGAGUUUGGGUCAGGGCAGCUGCAUUUUAUUCGAGAAGCACUUCGGAAAGGAAUGUGUUGUGACAUCACACCCCGUGACACCGGUAGCCUCAUGCUUGAAUAUUACUUCCUCCUGCCCUCAAAAGGCCAAGAUUCCUGGCUUUCCAUCCGCACAAAAACAAAGUAAACUAGCUAAAGGAGUAAGUGCGGUGACAUUUUUGCCGAGUUGUGCGAAAGAAUCUACGGUUCCUGGAAUGCCAACUAGAAACUGUGACAAACCUCAGUGGGUAACGGACAGUUUUCUGCUACAGCCGUCACGCAAGUAUACAGAAAGAACACAUCUGAAAGAUAUCUUUGCUAUCGACCGUGAUUGGGUUGACAACAUGGUAUGCCUUGUAUCCUCGUGUCCACCGCGAGCCCGCUCACCUGGCUUCCCAUCAGUAAAAUGGCACAAAUCAGAAAACAUUGCAAAUAUGAUUCAUGUGCUCCCGACAUGCCCGCGAUAUUCUCGAGUUAGUGGAAUCUCCUCCAGAAUCCUCAGCGGGUCUGAUAGAGCCGGAUGGAAGGUUGACAGAAGGCCGCUUUGGGGAAAAACAUUGAGCAGCCCAGGAAUAAUGGAAGUAACAUACAAGUGCAAGAUUUCUUUGAAGGAGAAGACAAUCGUUCAAGUGAUGGUGUCCAUGUUGCCCCCUUGUCCCAAAAACUCUUACAUAUACGGAAUUCCCUCCAAGGGUGGUAAAAGGGACUGUUUGACGACAGAAGCCCCCAACAUGCUCAAAUCCAUGAUCACUUUCCCAGAGCAUGGUCAAAUCCCAGGUUUACCUGCAAAGGACCAUUCAAGAGACUUUCACAGUUGGUGUGUGGAGUGGGGGACACUUUGGAGGAACCCAGUCACUACAAGGUCGGUCGUGGUCCACUCCGAUUCGAGACUUGAUGAGAUGUCAGUCAAGAACAGAGAAGCGAUGGUCAGUAUGAUGCCGUACUGUUCCAGAGAAGCACUGAAAUUUGGAUUUUCUUCAACAAUGCAACUCCUGGCUGUUGACGCGGCAGAAGAAAAUAAUCCGAGCAUGGCAGAAUUGCUGCCGUGUUGCCCGAGACAAACAAGCAUUGUUGGCGUCCCGUCAAAAGUGCUGUCAGGCUCUGAUGACGACAUAGGUCGAUGGGCCAAGUUGAUGACGUCGCUACACUGGCCUCAUCAGGAUACGCUGGCGGCAGCCCAUUCCCUUUUGCUUACAGUUGACAGUAUGGAAGAAAAAUGUCAAAAUAUGGUGAAUAUUGCGCCAUCUUGUCCAAAGAUUGCUUCUCUACCGGGGAUGCCAUCAACUAGUUCACGCUGUUUAGUACCAUCAGAGCAAGCGCUUCGAACGCCACUCUUAGCGACGCCAUUCCCAAGUUCAUAUGACUCGGACAUAAAGAAAGGAAAUUCCGACUUGGCUUUGGAGGUAAUUAAUGACAAACGUGGUUUGAUGGGGGCAACCGAGGAUGCUUUAAAACGAGGAAACACAGAUGGGCGAAAACCACACUUAAUCAGUGACACGCCAUUGUCAGACAAGAGCCUAACAAAAGAAGUCGCAGCCGAGGAGGCCCAAGCACAGCGGAAAGAUGGGGCAUCGGAGCCCGAAGGGGUCUCGGGUUGGGAAAUAUUGGAGGUAGAAGGAAAUGUAGUUGAAAAACAGAAAGCGUCCUUGCCAUCAGCAGGGGCGGAAGAGCCUCCUGGAAUAGUCCAAACUAUUGUGGAUGUUCUCCAUAAAGGCUAUGAAACGGUAGCGUCCAUUUUGGGCCCAUCUGGUUCGUCUCUGUCUGAGAACGAUCUUCACCUGACGGUCGAUUCGGCGUCGCGUCCAACAUAUGAGACUGGCAUCUCUUCGUGUGAAGAUUUGCCUCAACGUGUGGACGUUGACUCCGCCAUAGAUGAGGUCAUUCCUUUAUCAGAGCAGUUGGAGGACCAAUACACCGGAGAGGGUCAACUGGUAACCCCAUCACCGCCUUCCGACAGCGACGAUGGGUUUAUGGUUUGCGUGAGUAUGAAGAAAUGGCCGCCGUUGACCGCAGCAGACCUGACUGGCACGUCAGUGGACGUUCGACAUGAGGAAGAGGAACCUUUGCUUGAUGAAUGGCAGACAAGUGAUCAGGACUCUGUAGGCACAUCCGAGUCCAUUGACAGCUUAUCAGUCAGGCAUCCGAAUUUCACACAUGAACUCAAAACCGCUUCCAAAUUGGAAUCUGGCCCCCAACUAGCAAAUGCUGAUGGAAGUCCCCCGCAUCCUACGAUAACUCAACCAUUGACUGACGGCAAAUCAAACCCAGAGCUACAACAUGACAAAAUUCUAGAUGAUCCGCAUCUUUGUAUGAUUGAAGCGCAGGCACAGAUCACGGUCUCUCAGCAAGAUCAAACCGUUCUAGGAGUUCAACAAACAGAAUGCGAACUGGAACAAGCCACCGUUUUACAACAGCCAGACCACAAUCAAACUUCGGAUGGGUCGUGUGUCCUUCACGAGGUUGCUCCAAUCCAGUCUCGUGAGAUCAUUUUCACGCGACCUGUCGACGAUCCUUCCAUCUCCGCUGCUAGUAGCAUUCCUGCAGAUGGAGAUGGAACUGUUUGCUCGCCGCGCACAACUGUCAAUCAAGAAAAAAAUGAUGUCUCUCCUGACGUGGAAAGAACGGAUGCCCCAGACAAACCUCUGAUAACAAAAGAAAGACUCACCGUUGAAAAACAAACACGUCACGCUCUACCGAGAAGCAGCACGGCCCAAAUCGUCAAGGAAUGUUCUUCCGAGGUUGCAGAAACAAAAUCUGCUCAAGAAGCAACAGUCCAAAGACCCGCCUUCUCGCAAACAAAGGAACAUGAAAGCAUGGCAUCGAAAGCAGAGCUACAGGGGGAUGUUGUUGAGCAACAUGCGUCCUUGUCAAUUAUCACAAGGAUCGGACAGCAACAAAGUGGCGUGAAAGUUCCUCUGAGAAAGCAACCCAUCCCAAAGCCUCGGGUAAGGAAAUGUCCCAGUGAAGAAGAGGCCCACGCAGGAGGUCAGGCUGGCCAGCCUCUGGACGAUGACGACACAAGAUCAAAAGAGCAAGCGUUGACCGUGCGCUUGAGGAAAAGCCGGUUCCAAGUCGGUGGCGAUACGACACCGCCCUCAAAUUUUCCUGUAGCGAAACCAAGAGCUAAGAAACGUCUUAGCAGUUCAUUCCCGGGUGAUGCUGUAGUUCCCGGCUCACCACGUACUUCCUUGUCAGACACAGGAACAGGCACCUCUGGCCAAGAAGUAAAUCACCACGAUGAGCAGGGAGGCGUGCCUGUUCCGCUUCCUCGAACCGGGAAGCACCUCGACAAGUCUCUGUUCAACAACACGCCACCCACAGACAUUUCGGACUCAUCUCAAAGAAAGCCAGAGGCCACGACUGCCUCAUGCGAAGCAGCGGAGGAUUGGUCGCCAUUAUGGGAAUCACGUGCAAUCGCUGAAAAAGGAACCUGUGAUCCGGGCAACGCAAACGAAUUUCCAUCUCCUUACUCAGCAGAAAUGAGAGACGUAGAGAAGGCGUCGGAUGCUUUGGUCAAAGGUGCAACCCGAACAGAUGCGCCUGUCCCGCCAACAAAAAUGGAGGAGUCCUUUGCCUGCUCGGUUACAUCAGCUCGGGAUGAGCAACUACACGUCAAAGGCACAGAACCUUCUGAUCCGAAGAAUGAAGGCUUGGAGUACAGCCCUGUGUCUGUAUAUUUAGCUGCCGGUUUUUUAGAGCAAGACAGGGGCAGUCCGCCCGCAGACAAAAGUCAGGCCCGAGUGGUUAGCUUGCACCACACCUUGACUCCAACAAAACCCGAAGAUACGUCGGCAUCUCCAGAAAAUCUUUCAGAAAGUCCAAACCUGGUCACGUCCAGUCAGUCUCUGCUGGAGUGGUGCAAGGAGGUCACUCGGGAUCACAAGGGACUGAAGAUCAGCAACUUCAGCACCUCCUGGAGGAACGGCUUGGCGUUUUGUGCCAUCUUGCAUCACUUUCACCCAGAAAAGAUUAAUUAUGAAUUGUUGGACCCCUAUGAUAUCAAACACAACAAUAAAAGGGCCUUUGACGGUUUCGCCGAGCUCGGCAUUUCCAGGCUGAUGGAGCCCUCGGACAUGGUCAUGCUCGCCGUGCCAGAUCGCCUCAUCGUCAUGACAUACCUCAGCCAGAUUCGCACUCAUUUCAUGGGCCAGGAGCUAAGUGUGCUUCACAUCGAAGAAGACGCCAGUGAGUCCAGCUACGCGGUAACGGGAGACCGGGAGGGCGAAGAAGACCCCGAGGCAGCUGUUCGCUACUGCACCCAAAGGCUUCACGAGGAGGGCAUCGGUCUGGAGACCAACGGCUCUGUUAGCGCGGCACACGAGGCCGAAAGCGACGCGGAUGUCGCUCCGCCGUCCAGAAGCAAACGGGCGCAAGCGUCCGCGGCCAGCGGGACCCAGUCACCGGUUGCGCCACCGAGGACUCAUUUGGCGUCCAAGUGUGGUUUCUCGCACGUGAAAGACGCAGAUCUGGUCAAGAAGCGCAGGUCCCAGAGGAAGAGUACGUCUGAAGAGGAUGGCGACGCAUCCGUGGUUGUUACAGAACUGGAAGACAGCGGAAGUAUCAGAACUGAGACAACAGCAACUCUGGCUGGGGUGGGAAGACGAGAAGGCCAGGAUACCAACCAGUAUGUACUCAGUCAAAUGCAAGCCCUGGAAGCAGAACAAAACCACAUCGACACCAGAGCUGCCGUUGUGGAGAGGAAACUCCGACAGCUCAUGGAAACAAGCAGUGACAAGGCGGAGGAGGAAAGAUUGAUUCAGGAAUGGUUCGUACUGGUCAACAAGAAGAACGCGUUGAUACGAAGACAGGAUCACCUGCAGCUGUUGCUGGAGGAGCACGAUUUGGAAAGAAGGUUUGAGCUGUUGACCAAAGAGCUGCGAGACAUCAUGGCCCUCGAAGAGUGGCAGAAGACGCUGGCCCACAAACAGAGGGAGCAGUUGCUGCUUAAGGAGCUGGUGUCGCUGGUCAACCAGAGGGACGAACUGGUCCACAAUAUGGACGCCAAGGAGAGACGGUGAGGAGGAGGAGGUCACCGACGUUCUAACGCAGGGUCCAUAUCAACUCAAAGCCGCGCUUCUGUCUCCAGCGCUCUGGAGGAGGACGAACGCCUCGAACGUGGCCUGGAGCAGCGCCGGAGGAAGUACGCCAAGCAGCAAAAGUGUCUGAUGCAGUGACCUUCGCCUCCCAAGUUUAAGGGAAGGCUCUCAGGAGACGAGGUGUGUCACUCCACGUCAUUGCCAAAGAUUGAUAUUGUCAUUGAUUUUAUUUCAAGUCUUGCUCGGAGUAACCGAUAGUGAUUUUUAAAAAAAAAGUUUUAGUGACGUGGGAAGUGUUGGUCACACUUUGAAUGAGAACUCAGAAUGGGAACUGUGAUACUGUCUUACUGUGUCUUGUCACUUUUUUUUUCAUCCAGAUUUUUAAACACGGAUUUAUUUGAUGAGAUAACUGCAGGGUAUGGUAGCGGUCUCAAGGUGGCGCUGAAAAGCCAUGUCUUCCAUGAGUACACUUGUGAAUAUUCACAAUCACGCUUUUCAUAUUAUUUGUCAUUUUCAAAUGGAUCUUCUGUUCACUUCAGCUACAUCUGCCGCUUUGGACACUUGUCUUACCCGGUAAAUACGCUAUACGCUGAGACUGAACAGUCAGACGUGAAACGCUUCCAGGAAGAAAAAAAAAUAGUAAUCCCCAAAGUGAUGUUACUGUUGUAUGCAUGUAACAUAAUAGACUAACGUUAUUUUUUUGACUGUGCCUUGUGACUGAGGGAUGUUUGUUACCAAAAGGGCUCCUUCCCCUUUAAAUGUGUCUUUUAUUCUGCUGCAAGGGGCUUUCCAGAAACAUUUAAGGUAAAAUAACAACAAUGCAACAGAACAUAAAACAUCCACAUUCAUAUAUAUCUCAAAUUAAAGGAUAUUACUUUCGCAGUGACAGCCACGUAAAUCAUUUUAUUGGCGAAAAUUGAUUUGUUUAAAAAGCCAUCUUUAACUUAUUGGAGCUUUUACUAUUUAUUCUUUGUGUGCUGCCUGCAGAACUGCUUUUAACCCCAAACUCUUUCCUCUGAUUGCUGCAUGUGUAUUGUGCUGCAUUUGCACCUUCGGGAUUGCAUAGGAACUGCGUAUUCACAGGAAUAUGACACAGUCUGCACAUUUUCUGGUCGUCCUCGAACGCAAAAGCAGCUGAUCAAAGCUCGUAAGUCAGGUUUUGAUGGAAUGUUCGGUUUGGUGGUCGGCCGCAUCACUGAAAUGAAAGUACGAUUGGACCUCUGAAGGGUUACGGCGGGACUGGUUUUGUCCUGAAGAAUGCCAACUGGGUGACUUUUAGGAAACUGAACUGACUGUUGUUUUCUUGUUACUUUUGGAACAUUUGUCAAGUUUGCAAAGCCCUCAAUGUUUUGCUGCAUUAAAAAUAGAUGUGCUGUAAA
Hippocampus zosterae (dwarf seahorse) is the source of this 9674-nucleotide messenger RNA. Its product is annotated as EH domain-binding protein 1-like protein 1. The coding region runs from base 193 to 8277 and encodes 2694 amino acids. Gene Ontology annotation, molecular function: protein binding. The transcript has 31 exons. The record is from RefSeq and is a predicted model, not a curated record. Lineage: Eukaryota; Metazoa; Chordata; Actinopteri; Syngnathiformes; Syngnathidae.